AGCCGCGUUGCCCUAAUGUCUUUAUGGCCGACGACUAUGUAUAAUUAUAACACCAUGGCCUUCGAAUUGUCUCCUAUCAUAUCAAUUGACCGAGCAAAGAAGAGAAACAAUGGUGGCAGGUCUUUUCGUUGCCCUCUUGGGCCUUUCAACUCCCCUGGUAUCAGCUCUCGCGCCAGGCCUUGAACUCGCCUACUCCCUGAACCGUGCGACUCAGGGUAUCAGCAUCUCGUCCGACGGCCGCAAGUUCCUCUCGCAGCGCUACUCCACGAGUGACCCGCCCCAGGCCGUCGAGCUGCUCAGUGACAACUCGACCAGACUCUACCCGAAUGCUGCGUGGAACUCUUACAACUCCAGCAACUCGGACUCGAACCCUCGACGGACGUUUGUCGGCAUCGACGGCGCGCGCAUUGGACCUGAUGGACGAUACUGGCUGGUUGAUGGUGGCUCACAGGGGGUUAACGGCUCUUCCAAGCUGGUUGGUGUGAACUUGACGACCGACGCCGUUGAUAAGCUCUAUUAUCUUGAUAGCAUCAUCGCAUCGAGCAGCGGCAUUGAUGAUGUGCGGUUCAAUGCGGCUGGUGAUGUUGCCUAUCUCAGUGACACGGCUGGUGCGCUGUUGGUGCUGAACAUGACGACUGGCCAUGGCAAGCGCGUGCUUGCUAAUGACGACUCGGCCACGGCUUGGUAUCCCAUGAUGUACAAUGGCACGCUGGUUCCCGGAUACGGUCCCUCUGGAAGUACGCUUCAGGUUGGUCUGGACCAGAUCGAGGUUUCCCCCGAUGGCGUCUACCUGUACUACCAACCCUGCAACGGUGGCCUCUACCGCGUCAAGACUGCCUAUGUCGAUGCAACCCUGACGAACACCACCAUGGCAGCAACUCUUGGAGACUACGCUGAGCCCUUCGCGCUCACACCCAGCACUGGCGGUACCACGAUUGACGCCAACGGCAACAUCUACGUUAGUGAUACCAACUUGCUCGCCAUCUGGAAGGUCACCCCUGAAGGACGCGCGACGAUGCUUGUCCAAGAUGAUGCUUUGCUCUGGACUGAUCUCAUGUGGGUCACGGCUGAUAAGAAGCUCUGGCUUCCUGCCUCGCAGAUGCGUCCUGGUGCGAAUGGCCUUAUGGCAAAGGGUCCCAACUAUAUCUUUACUUAUCCUAUCGAAGCGGGCCCUGCGCCUAUUGAUCAUGCUUAGGCGGCUAUUGUGACUGUUGCGGGAGGGCUCUGGUCUUGCUUUGUACAUUGAACCACAACUUCAUGUAUAACUAGAUUUAUGACAGUUCUUAUAUUAUCUUAUAUAGUCUAAGUAUCUCAAAAGUCCAGUCUGAAGAGAUUAAUACAUACACCGAG
This is a messenger RNA of Aspergillus glaucus CBS 516.65, 1350 nucleotides long. RefSeq lists its product as uncharacterized. Lineage: Eukaryota; Fungi; Ascomycota; Eurotiomycetes; Eurotiales; Aspergillaceae. The record is from RefSeq and is a predicted model, not a curated record. The coding region runs from base 110 to 1195 and encodes 361 amino acids. The transcript has a single exon.